AUGCAGAAUGAAAAAGAAGAGAGGUUUGAGGAUUGGAAAGGUAGAGAGGCAAUCCCUGGCAAACAUGGUGGGAUCGGACCGGCAUCUAUUGCUUGUGUUGUAGCGAUGAUGGAAAACAUAGUGUUCGUUGCGAAUGGAUUCAAUUUUGUUGAAUACUUCAUGAGCUCGAUGCAUUAUUCACCAGCCACAGCAGCAAAUAUGGUCACUAACUUUAUGGGAACAACGUUUUUGCUCACUCUUGUUGGUGGUUUCAUUGCUGACUCUUUCCUCACUCAUUUCACAACUUUCAUCAUCUUUUGUUGCUUGGAACUCAUGGGAUUGAUCUUGCUAACAUUCCAAUCAUAUAACUCCAAGCUCCAGCCUGAGAGUGAUAAAACACCCUCAACUCUUCAGGCAACGAUUCUUUUUACAGGACUUUAUGCGAUGGCUUUUGGUGCUGGUGGUAUCAAAGCCUCGUUGCCCACCCAUGGAGGCGAUCAACUUGACAGGAGGAAUCCAAGACUGAUCUCAAGAUUCUUUAAUUGGUAUUACUUCUCUAUAUGCAUUGGAUGCAUCUUGGCAGUAACUAUUCUGGUGCCAAUCGAGGAGAGCAAAGGUUGGUUUUGGAGCUUUACUAUCUCAGUCGGGAUUCUAGCCCUUGGACUCUUUAUUUUCAUGGCAGGGUUACCGUUUUAUCGAUUCAAGUCUCCUACUGGAAGUUCAUUGAAAAGGAUCACAAAAGUGAUUGUUUCUGCUGCACGAAACCAAAAUAAGUCUGAUUUGGAUGAGGAGUUGAUGCAGAGUCUUAUCUGUACAGACGAGGGCAUUUCUCAUACCAAGUUAAAGUGUUUAGAUAAAGCAAUGUUGAACAAAAACAUCUCAGCAAUAGAAGUUGCGGAAACAAGAACAUUUUUGGGUCUCCUACCAAUCUUUUUUAGCACGAUUGCUAUGAACUGCUGCUUGGCACAACUAUCGACCUUCUCAGUACAACAAGGCAUGAUCAUGAAUAGAAAACUCUUUGGUUCCUUCGAGAUCCCCGCGCCUUCUCUGGUCGCUAUUCCUCUAAUCCUCAUGAUUUUAUCUAUACCUUUAUAUGACUAUUUUGGCAAAAGGAUCUCAUCAGACAUAUCACCAAGCUUCAAUUUAAAACGCAUAGGUUAUGGCCUAGCUCUCUCAUCUCUUUCGAUGGUGAUUGCAGCGAUUGUGGAAACGGUGAGGAAAUAUCAAGCGGUUCACAACGACUUCAAAAUAUCUGUUUUAUGGCUAAUGUGUCAGUAUCUGAUGCUAACUGCGUCUGAUGCGUUGACAUUUGGAGGGAUGCUAGAUUUCUUUUAUAGAGAAGCUCCAUCGAACAUGAAGAGUAUGAGCACGGCAUUGGGCUGGUGCUCGUCCGCAUUUGGUUUCUUCCUUAGCACAGCUCUUGUGGAGGUCACUAAUACCAUCACAGGUUGGCUUGGCCAUCAAUGGCUUGGUGGAGAAGAUCUCAACGAGACAAGACUUGAACUGUUUUAUGUGGUCCUUUUUGUUCUUAAUACUCUUAAUCUUCUUAACUAUAUUUUCUGGACAAAGAGAUAUUAAGCGAAAAAUCACAAAGUAUCAUAUAUCUAUGAAUUAUGUCAAAAUGUCCAUGAGAUAUAGUUCUAGUAUUAUCGAGUAUGUUGUGCUGUUUUGA
This is a messenger RNA of Raphanus sativus (radish), 1651 nucleotides long. RefSeq names its product protein NRT1/ PTR FAMILY 4.2-like. The record is from RefSeq and is a predicted model, not a curated record. Bases 1 to 1557 code for a protein of 518 amino acids. Gene Ontology annotation, biological process: transmembrane transport. Lineage: Eukaryota; Viridiplantae; Streptophyta; Magnoliopsida; Brassicales; Brassicaceae. Gene Ontology annotation, cellular component: membrane. The transcript has 4 exons. Gene Ontology annotation, molecular function: transmembrane transporter activity.